CGCGAUGUUUUCAUUUUGUCCCUUCACGGCCCCCGUACUGGGACUAUCGGUUUGAAUGGUCGGCGCGUGAAAACGGUAGUAGUUUGUGACGGUGUAAAGACAUUUCAGAAUGGCCUCUUCUGCCCGAUGUGCUGACGACAGCGCCUUCAGGACCCCUAAAGCAGUCCCAGUGAGGAGAUCUGUAAGCAACGGAGGGAUCCCAGUCACCAUCCCAGCUUCACCUUUCAUGAAGAAGUUGGGCUGUGGGACUGGAGUCACUGUUUACCUCAUGAACAGAGUUGGGGAGCUGAAUGCAUCUCCCUGGGCUGUAAAGAAGAUCAACCGUAAAUGUGCAGCCAAACAGGUGAAGGUUUAUGAGAAGCGCCUGAACGAAGAGGCAAAGGUCCUGAAGGAAAUCCAUCAUCCGAAUAUUGUUGGUUUCCGAGCCUUCACCACGGCUAAAGAUGGCUCCAGGUGUUUGGCCAUGGAGUAUGGAGGAGAGCAGUCGCUCAAUGACCUGAUAGAGAAGAGGAGAGAGGAUGGCCUGAAAUGUUUUCCUGUGGCCAACAUAGAAAAAGUGGCGCUGCAUGUGGCGCGUGGUCUGCAGUAUCUUCACAAUAGGAAGAAGCUGCUGCAUGGUGACAUGAAGUCAUGUAACGUGGUCAUCAAAGGCGACUUUGAAAUGGUCAAGAUCUGUGAUGUUGGUGUGUCUCUGCAGCUGGACAAGAACAUGAGAGUGUCAGACCCAAAGGUGGAGUACAUAGGCACAGAGCCAUGGAAGCCAAAAGAGGCGCUGAAGGAGGGCGGAGAGAUCACCGACAAGGCCGACAUCUUCGCCUAUGGUCUGACUCUGUGGGAGAUGAUGACGCUGGCCAUGCCUCAUCUGGAGAUGUUGGAUGAUGAGGGCGGUGAAGAGGACUCGGAGGAGAGUUUUGAUGAAGAUGCCUAUUAUGAGAGGUUGGGAACGAGGCCGCCACUGGAUGCUGAGUCUCUGGGCAGCUCAUACCAGAGGAUGGUGGAGCUCUUCUAUCUGUGCACAGAGGAGGACCCCAAGAAGAGACCCUCAGCCUCCCAGAUUGUGCAGGCUUUAGAGAGCAAUGCCCCGCUGGAGAAAACACCCUGUGAGGUGAUCGUUAUUGACUAAUUAUCUUUUUUUGUUGUUGUUGUUAGAGCUAUAUGUGCUAGGGUGUUCAAGGUCCAGUCUGUCAAGGUUGUUGUUUAAUGUCAAGUCAAGAAGGAUUUUUUGUCAGGGAUUUAAAUUAAAUAUUGCAGACUGUAUGGGCAUAACCUGAACCCCCUUCUCAUUUUUCCCUGUUGGAGGUUUUUUAUAACCUCCAGGGAACAGUAAAGAUGCAGAAGUAGACUUUAAAUGAGCAACAACAGCUCACUAAAGGAUAAGGACAGCAUUUUAAUAGUAUUCUCAGCAAUAUACAUAUAGAAACUUAAAGCCAACAAUGAAGUGCCUCAACUCAGUUAAUGUUUGGCAGUUCUGGUCUUGAUUAGCUUAUUCAUUUGUACCAUAUGUCAACAUUUGAGAGCAUCUGAAGUAGCAAGAUUCAAUUGGCUGAGAUCUCUGUGUGAGCUCUCUGCUUUGUUUUCAGUCCUCUAGCUGUUUUCAUGGAGAUCUAGCUCAUGUACAGUUGUAUAGCUACCAUCUUGGCCAGGUCUCCCUUAGAAAAGAGAUCUUGAUCUCAACAGGACUUCCUGGUAAAAUGAAGAUUAAACAAUUAUGGUUGUUUGCACGUCUGGUGCUAUUAUGUAAUGAGGUAAAAAAAAGAAGUUGUA
Monopterus albus (swamp eel) is the source of this 1764-nucleotide messenger RNA. It is a transcript of the gene pbk, whose product is annotated as PDZ binding kinase. The transcript has 7 exons. The record is from RefSeq and is a predicted model, not a curated record. Gene Ontology annotation, molecular function: ATP binding; protein serine/threonine kinase activity. Bases 110 to 1123 code for a protein of 337 amino acids. Gene Ontology annotation, biological process: peptidyl-serine phosphorylation. Lineage: Eukaryota; Metazoa; Chordata; Actinopteri; Synbranchiformes; Synbranchidae.